This is a messenger RNA of Symbiodinium pilosum, 570 nucleotides long. The record is from the annotation of a GenBank genome assembly. NCBI's taxonomy places the organism in Eukaryota, Dinophyceae, Suessiales, Symbiodiniaceae.
GAGCAUGGACGUGAAGCCCGUCGCUCCCUUCGGCACAAGAAGAGGGAGGUGGUGGAAGCUCUGCCCCGGGAGUACUACCUGGCGAGAUCGCGGAUGGAGCGUUUCGACAUAGCAGAGGAGCUCAGGCGGAUGCACUCUGCUGAAGCACGUCGCCACUUCGACGGCCUGACGAUCCCACCGGUGCGUCUCGUGGAGCGGAAGUGCCCCUAUGGGGCACCGCUGCCAGUGAAGAGGCUACGCCCAAAGAAGGCGGAGCUACAAGCCUUGCAUGGCUCGCAUUCGCAGCCCGCCCUCCCAUCCACGGAGGACGCAAGGAAGAAAUAUCCGGGUCUGGUACUCAUGGACAUUCCAUACGACCCCACGACCUUACCGAGCGAGCACGACCAUCGUAUUCAAGCCCUUGAUGGGCAAAUCGCUGAGAAGGAGCUGUUCCUGGAGAAGUGCGAGAACGAAGCAGAGCAAAGGAUGCGACAGAGCUUCAGCAACCGAGCUCCCGACUUCAAGUUUGACCAUGCGCCUCAUGGUACCAUCUCGGAGAAUACUUCACAGGCCUUAGGGUUUAGGGUUUAG